Molecule: messenger RNA, 471 nt
Organism: Chondrus crispus (carragheen)
Lineage: Eukaryota; Rhodophyta; Florideophyceae; Gigartinales; Gigartinaceae
Exons: 1
Coding region: 1-471 (156 amino acids)
Source: RefSeq, a predicted model, not a curated record
AUGACCGUGUAUUUUGCGAGAUGUUUUCCGCAGCGAAAUACCGCAAAUGACCAGGCCCAUGGAAAAGGAUACAUCCGCUUUCUACGGUAUGAGAUAAUGUUUUCACAUCUGAAUUUGUGGCUUGAAUUAAAGUUGAUGACUCCUUCUUAUGACAAUUUAAUCUCGUUAAAGAACAAGCAUGCUUUAGCACAUAUCUCAGUUAAUUCCGUAGAAAGGGGACGCCAUGCUUUUGAGGGAAGGAAUUUGCUCCUUUUACCACUCAUACCUACAAUGCCGUACAGUAUACGUACACUGCAUAUAUACCUACAAUGCGAUAUCAUCUACAUCCUUGCUAUCUGUAAUCAGAUCGCUGCAUUCAAACUUUCUAGCCAUUUCAUGAAACAUCUUGACGCUCUCCUUAUAGAUGGCCAAGUCUACUUGUUCUAUUCUCCGGAAUUCGUUUUUCUGGUCUUCAGACAUCCCAUUCCAUAA